UGCGGCGCGGGGUAUCCCAGCAUCCCGGGCCGCGGUGCGCCGCCGCCGGACGAGGCGGCCGCGCGUCAGUGCGACAGACGAGGCAGCUGUCGCGUCGGCGCCGCCCCCGCGCGUCAUCUCAAGGUCUCGUCGACACAAGCGGGCUGGGCGCGGGACGGCAGCUGA
Molecule: messenger RNA, 165 nt
Organism: Monoraphidium neglectum
Lineage: Eukaryota; Viridiplantae; Chlorophyta; Chlorophyceae; Sphaeropleales; Selenastraceae
Exons: 1
Source: RefSeq, a predicted model, not a curated record